Arachis duranensis is the source of this 1407-nucleotide messenger RNA. RefSeq names its product monooxygenase 2. The transcript is spliced from 6 exons. The coding region runs from base 83 to 1327 and encodes 414 amino acids. The record is from RefSeq and is a predicted model, not a curated record. Lineage: Eukaryota; Viridiplantae; Streptophyta; Magnoliopsida; Fabales; Fabaceae. Gene Ontology annotation, molecular function: FAD binding.
AUAAAUAAGGAUAUAAUAAUUAGAAGCACAUAUCCAAUAAUAAGAGAUAACACACACAUCAAAGAUUAAGGCCUAUUAAGAAAUGGAAACAACAACAACAUUAGUUAAAGAUAUUGUGAUUGUGGGUGCUGGUGUUUCUGGCCUUACAACUGCCUUAGGACUUCAAAGAUUGGGUAUCCCAAGUUUGGUGUUAGAAUCUUCAGAUAAAUUGAGAGCCACUGGUUUUGCUCUAUUAACAUGGAAGAAUGCAUGGAAGGCUUUGGAAGCUGUUGGUGUUGCACACAUCCUUCGCCCCAAACAUGUUCACCUUCAUGGGAAUGUGACUACUUCAUUGAUCACAGGGCAACAAACAUCAACUGUUUCGUUCAAGGGAAAGGAUGGAGCCUCUGAAACCAGAUGCAUUAAAAGGGAAUUAUUGUUGGAAGCACUUGCCAAUGAGCUUCCAAGUGGAACCAUUAGGUACUUGUCAAAGGUUGUUGCUAUUGAGGAAUCUGGUUUCUCUAAGAUUCUCCAUCUUGCUGAUGGAACAUCCAUCAAAACCAAGGUAUUGAUUGGUUGUGAUGGAGUGAACUCGGUGGUGGCAAGGUGGUUAGGCUUCAAGGCGGCGGCUUUCGUGGGGAGAUCGGCGAUCAGGGGAUGUACAGAGUUGAAGAACAAUCAUGGGUUUGAGCACAAGUUCAUGCAAUUCUUUGGAGAUGAUUUUAGAGCUGGUGCUAUUCCUAUUGAUGACAAGACCCUUUAUUGGUUCUUCACUUGGACACCAUCCCCCCAAGGUGAUAAUCUCUUUUGCAACCCAGCAAAAUUGAAGCAAUUUGUGUUAGAGAAGCUUGAGAAGUUGCCAAGUGAUAUUAGAACAGUGAUAGAAAACACAGAGUUACAUAGCUUUAUGUCAUCUCCAUUGAGAUAUAGACAUCCAUGGGAGCUCUUGUUUGGAAACAUCAGCAAAGGGAAUGUGUGUGUUGCCGGAGAUGCACUCCAUCCGAUGACGCCGGACCUCGGCCAAGGUGGUUGCUCUGCUUUAGAAGAUGGUGUUGUUCUAGCAAGGUGCCUAGGUGAGGCAUUAUUAUCACUCUCCAAUAAUGAAGAGGGAGAGGAACAAGAAUAUAAGAGGAUUGAGGAGGCUUUGAAGAAAUAUGCAAAUGAGAGGAGAUGGAGAAGCAUUGAUCUUGUUACAAGUGCCUAUGUUGUUGGUACUAUUCAAGAGGGUGGUGGUGGUUCUAAAUUGGUUUCUUUUUUUAGGGACAAGUUUUUGGCUCCAUUUCUUGCUGGCUUGGUGUUGAAGAAAUCUGAUUUUGAUUGUGGGAAACUAAAGGAGGACUACAAUUGAUGAAAAUCAAGUGAAACAAUUGUCUUUGUAAAAUGGUUAAUUACAAGUGAGAAUAAUACUAUUAAGGUUCAAAUGUUCAA